UAUUUACAUUUGCUAUUGGUGGCAAUGGUCAAGAUUCGCGAUCUUCCUGAAGAAGUUGUUAUCCUUAUCUUUAGUUAUCUAAAACUCCGAGAUCGAAAGGUAGCAUCCCGGGUGUGCCGCCAAUGGAAUCGUCUAGCAUUCACAGACCGGCCCAUGAGGACCGUCGCUCUACACGUAGUAGACUACCUCAGUCCGAAGGACCGGAAAAUCCUGCUCAAAAGCAACCGCUGCUAUCGCAAUCUAACACUGGAAUGGACCGAAGCCUCCAGUGUUCCAUUUAUGGUGGAUGUUGUCGGUAGAUUUGGCAAUGAUCUGCACUCGCUCAAACUGGCUACCUACGUCGUCACACCGCCGAUUCUAGUGAGAUUCCUACUGAAGACACCCAACCUAAAACAGCUCAUCAUCGAAGGCAGUAUGUGCAGCGAGGACUGCGAUAUGGUGCUGCCGGCGUUCAAAGACGUUAAGGCACUGGAAAUGAGCCAGAGAGGAUUCGAAAGCGAGCUAUGCGAACUAAUUCCUAGCAUGUUUCCCAAUUUGAUUUCGCUGGAUAUGCUCGGUGCUGAAGAUGCUGCCAUCGAUUUGAUUGUAUCGUAUGGGAAACAGUUGAAGUAUCUGUAUGUUCUAUUGGAAUACUCGCAAUUUCGGAGGUUUUCCACUUUGAACUGUUUGGACAAUUUGGAGAGAAUGCAUGUGUCUUGGCCUCAGCCAAGCGACUUUAGACAGGUUGUCAGCGUUUUUGGGCGGAUGGAAGCGAUUCAGGGUGCUUCCCUUACCGGUCCACUGAAUGAAGCAACAUUCGAACUGAUCUGCAGCAGAUGGAAAAACCUUACGAGUUUAUGUGUGAACGUACACUCGCUCAAAGCUGCAAGCUUUCAAAAUAUUACAGCACUACACAAGUUGAGAAUUUUAAAACUUCAAGGAUCGAUUAGAGAUGGUAACUUUUUGAAGGAUAUUCAACUGCCGAAAGUAACCCAUUUGAUACUGGACGGAAUAUCGACCACCAAUGGGUUCUAUCAUCAUAUGUCUAGCUUUGUACCGAACUUGUGGAUGCUGAAAAUCUACGAUCAUACGUUCGAAAAUGCUCAAUUACGGUUACUAACGAAAACUAUGACCUCUCUAAGGGUGCUUGCCUUGGAUUACUGUUAUCAGAUCAAAGACGAUGGAUUCCAGCUGCUCAACAAUCUGACAAAUUUGAUCGAACUGCGCUGUUGGUCCAUUUCGAUUUCGGAAAAUGCAUUUAUUCGUUUCCCCAAGUGUCCUAACCUCCGGACGCUCAGCAUAGGCGGUAGCGGAUGGGUACCAUAUAUAACAAACAAAACAGUGCUGGAUAUCCCGAAGGUGUUCCCCAACUUGAAAGAGCUACACGUGGUGGACUGCUUCAAAGUGGACGAAGAUACGAUUUACACACUGCAGGAGUGCAUGCGGAAAUGUGCAGUGGUUAGAUUGGAAAAACCGGAGCUGGACCGGGAUAUGGAGGCCGUUUGGAGUUGGAAUUACUGUGAUAAAUAACUGCUACCUACUUCGAAGCAAUCAAUGUUGGCGUUCUACCUAACUUAUGCUUGUAAAAAUA
This is a messenger RNA of Ochlerotatus camptorhynchus, 1570 nucleotides long. RefSeq lists its product as uncharacterized. The record is from RefSeq and is a predicted model, not a curated record. The transcript has 4 exons. Lineage: Eukaryota; Metazoa; Arthropoda; Insecta; Diptera; Culicidae. Bases 25 to 1509 code for a protein of 494 amino acids. Gene Ontology annotation, molecular function: protein binding.